Messenger RNA from Maylandia zebra (zebra mbuna), 2500 nucleotides. RefSeq lists its product as uncharacterized. Gene Ontology annotation, cellular component: plasma membrane. Gene Ontology annotation, biological process: immune response-regulating cell surface receptor signaling pathway. The record is from RefSeq and is a predicted model, not a curated record. Gene Ontology annotation, molecular function: signaling receptor activity. NCBI's taxonomy places the organism in Eukaryota, Metazoa, Chordata, Actinopteri, Cichliformes, Cichlidae.
UGAGCCUAAAGGAUAAACUGAAUUAUCUGAUAAUAUUUUGCUGCUGUGUGUUUGUCUCUGUCCAUGGAAGCGGCAAAGGUCUACAUGCUUCGUGUGAUGUUGCGAUUAUGGUCCGAAGAAACAGCACUUGGAAGACUCCUCCACGACAAAGUCUGACAGUCAGCUGUCCGGUUAUACACUGUGGAGAAACGCUGGAGGUCACCUGGUGUAAACUCUUUGACUCAGUCAACUGUGAACGGAUUCAUGAAACAAAAAAUGUGAAGAUAACACAGAAUCCUGAUAAGGAUAAGCUGAUCUCAUAUUUAAAUUUCAAGGAGAUUUCCAUUCAUGACGAUGGCAUGUACAGAUGUGGUUUACUAGGAUAUAAUGGCAGCGUAAUCAGCCAUUCCAUCAUCAUCUCAGUAUCAGACAUGUACCAGGGGAUUGAAACCCCCGAUAAUAAUGAUAAAAAUGCAGGAACAACACUGAGCCCUGAUCACAAUGAAAACUGGAGACCAUACUUCUACAUUUGUUUUGGCAUAGUGCUUCUUAUUCUCAUACUGACUGCCCUCAUCUUCUUGAGUUCUUGUGACUGGAAACGAGUGCUGACCUUAAACUACGUAAAGGGAGAGGAAAUGCCGACUCUUAUGAUACCAGACCUCCCUAAAUGGAGCCCUCCUUCCACUCCUGUCCCACUGACCAACUUGUCUGUUUUAAAUGACAUCUAUUCAUCAUACACUCCAGAAAGAUCAGUAUCACCAGCUUCCCAGCCCGGUUCGAACCAGAUUUCAGCUUCAAAUCCAGCACUUAAAUAUCAAGACUGUGAAGUAUAUGGUAUCAUCAAACAUAGACACGCUACCAAACAGGGUGGAAAAUAUCACACCAUGACUAACCAAGUUAAAAACCCAGAGUCUUCUUUCACUGCUGAAAGACCAGGAUCACCAGCUCACGAGCCACAUGAGUACCAGAUUUCAGCUUCAAAUCCAGCAGUCAGAAAUGAAGAAUAUGCAACGUAUGCUGUCAUCAACCACGGCAAACCUGCUGGAAAACGGCACACCGAGACUAACCAAGUUAAAAACCCAGAGUAUGCUGUCAUCAAAUUUUCCUGAGUGUUGUUGAUUUUAAAUGGACACUUGCAGAUGAAAAAACUGAAAAAUGUUUUGCAAAAUGUGGUGGAGUCAUGUGAUGAAACGUACAGCUGUACAGCCAUACUGCAGAACAGAUGAAUGGAGGAAGCUUGUGGUUCUCUAAGUGAACUGCAUGUCUUCUAGAGUUAUCGUGACUAAACCGGAAGCAGCAGUGACUUCAUUCUCUAGCCCUCAGGUUUGUUCCCAGCAGCAGCACUUCUUUUUCAACUAAUAAUUUAUUGUACUUUGUAUUGUGCUUCUGAUGUCAUCUGAUUCCAGUCCUUGUAUUGACUUGACUGCAGUAACUGUCGUACUUUCAUAAAAAGGUCAUAAACAGAUUUCUUCUUGACAGACAAAUAACACUUAAAUGCAGUUUUCUGACUGAUUUGUUAUAGAAAGAUGGCAGUCAUUAAAAAAAGACAUGUUAAUCAGCACUAGAGAGAUUUAAGAGAUAUGAACAGUUUCUCAUACCUGUGCCUCAUACAGCGCUUGUUGUUUUUGUCACCACUACUGUCAGAGACAACACCUUGCCUAUUGACCACAGAAGUGUGGUUUAGUUCAAAUGUGCAGGAAGUUAAAGAUGGAAACAUUUCUGACAAUGACAUUUUGUGAACAGGGGACGCUCAGCUUCAACCACAUGUACGCAUUGUUAAUAUUGCACUUUGGGCAAUGGCCUUAUUAUUGGUCCUGUUUUUCACAUAUUCUAUACUUAAACUAAAAGAAAAACAAGAAAGAGUAGUAUUGGUUAGCUUUUAAAAGGUACCAGAAACUACAAGCAACAGAGAAUGGGGGGAUUAGAGGAAAUAUUAAAUAAAGACAACACAGUAGUUGUCAUAGUAGACUCUAUGUUUGUUAACCAUUUGAGGUUGGAAACCUUAAAGAAAUCUCCCCUUGUAAAAUGUUAUGGCCUUUUUGUGGACAUAGACUGUGUGCAAUUCUGUUUAAGGGGGAUUUUCACCCUUAAAAUUUCUCGGAAUCAUUUUAUAAGUGAGUCUGAAGUUAGAGCAUUUUCCUGGAAAAAAGAGGCGUUUAUCAAAAAUAUUAAAACAAUUAUGGUAAAGCUGCAAUUUAACUGUUUAGUAUAAUUUAAAAUGUCAGUAUAAAUGGGUAUUUAAUCCUGGCUCUCUAAUACUUACACUCAGUUUAUCUACAUUAGUAUAUAUGUAUUUGUAUAUAUACAUGUUUGAUUUUUUGUUUUGUUUUUUAAAAUAAAAACAUAGACAAUAGACUACAGACUCUAUAGGUAUGAUUUUUUUUAAUGUUGCAUUCAGUAUAAGUUCAAACCAUUGAUUCUGCCCAUAUGUUUUUACUGAGGCAUAUAUGGUGGGGGGACCAGGGAAAGUUUUUUCAUAUCUAUACGACCAAACAUUUUUUCUUUUUGAAAUCACAGAAGU